CUCAACUUUGUAUUCUGCGUCAUUAGCCAGCUAAACAGCGAUGGUGUUUUGGUGUCUUGUUCUGGUGUUUGCUCUCUCCGCCCUUCCCCUUGCGGAUGGGAGGAGAUGUCCCUCCCCACCCCCGGGCAUCAACAAGAUGAGACGAGGGGUGGAUGUAACAACCCUAGAUCUUUUGCCGCUUGAUCUGACGACUAGCAAUCCUGAUGGAUUCAAGAGACCGAUUAUUGACUUCACCUGUAAUCUGAACCUUACCUGGACCGAUCGUAAAAAGAACACAUACGAUCUCCCAGAUCAAAUAUGGGACAUACUCAGCGUGCCGGGAGGUUGGUCACAUGCUAACGAAAAGAUCUUUAAGAACUAUAACGAAGUGAAAAGGACAAUGGCAGCAAGUGCUGGAAUCAGCGUGAGUUUUAUGUUUGGCAUGUUUUCAGCCAGUGGGUCGUACACCAAGAUGCAACACACUCUUACACGUACAUCCCAGUAUAUUGAGGAAGUAUCAGCUUACGACGCGGCCUUGAAGAUUGACUUUCUACCAGCAUUUGACUUGAAGACCAGUAGGUACUUCAAACACUUUAUUGACAGGCUUUCAACAAACUUUACGAGUAAUCCGUCAUCUUAUUUUAGAUUUAUUCGUUACUUUGGCACUCAUUAUUUUACGUCCGGUAACUUCGGUGGAGCCAUAAAACUGCACAUUGAAACCAAAUCAAGCUACUACGAUGGGAAGACUACCAGAGAUGUACGAGCUCAAGCCAAGGCAUCAUUUCUCAGUCUGGUGAAAAUUAGAGGCAGCGGUUCCAGUUCUAGCAGCCAGAUUGACAGGAACUUCAAGAAAUCUUCAACUGAAUCUCUUAAGUACUUCGGUGGUGAUGUCAAUCUGCUUUCAAAAGGUCUAACAACUUGGCAACCUACAGUCAUAACAAACCCAUGGCUCUUUUCGGGGGAAAUAGCUCCUCUCAGUGACUUUGUUGAGGAUGCGACCAAAAAGAAGUCCUUCGAUCGUGCGGUAAGUAGCUAUAUCAACAAGGCCAACCUCCGGGAAAUCGAGCGACUUUUGAUUGCAUCAGCAUCAUUCAGUGGCGUACAAUCACUUCUCACACGAGUAAGAGCAGAACUGAAAAAGAUUGAGCCAACCCAGAGCAUUGUGGACCAGCUUGGCAAAGAAGUUGCACUGGAUUUUCAAGUCCCUUCGUGGUUUACCGAGGACCUACAGUUAUGCUUCAAGUGGUAUGCAGAUGGAGAUGCUGGUCAGUGUGGUGGAGGGGUUGGUAGACUCCUAUGUGCACCACCUGGACGAAUGACUCAAGUCUACAGAGAUGACACUGACAGAAGGGCAGGAGGAUGUAGAAUGAGUUGGGGACUCAUUCCGAAAAGUAAGACGCAGCCAUUGUGGUUCCAUUCAGUAAAACUCUGCUACAGAUGGUAUGCUGAUGGAGAUGCUGGCAGUUGUGGAUACUCACGAGACACCUACUGCGCAUCCUUUGGAACAUAUACUAGAAUAUACAUGGAUGACACCGACAGGCGACCUGGUGGAUGUCGAAUGUCCUGGAAGCUGUCUGUUGCCAGCACAUCCCCGAAGUGGCUGAAGAAUGCCAAGCUGUGCUACAGUUGGUAUGCUGACGGUGACGGUGGUCAGUGCGGUGGAGGGGUGGCUCAAGAUCUCUGCGCCAAGGCCAACCAGUGGACGACGUAUUACCGGGACGACACUGAUAGACGGCCUGGGGGAUGUCGGAUGAGCUGGGGCAUCAAACUAUGAUGACUCUAGUCCAUUGGCUUCAAAUUACAACGUGUUUGUUUUCACGCUCGUAUUAAUAAAGCCACAA
Messenger RNA from Haliotis rufescens (red abalone), 1820 nucleotides. RefSeq names its product perivitellin-2 67 kDa subunit-like. Lineage: Eukaryota; Metazoa; Mollusca; Gastropoda; Lepetellida; Haliotidae. The record is from RefSeq and is a predicted model, not a curated record. Bases 41 to 1753 code for a protein of 570 amino acids. The transcript has 3 exons.